Molecule: messenger RNA, 1362 nt
Organism: Hydractinia symbiolongicarpus
Lineage: Eukaryota; Metazoa; Cnidaria; Hydrozoa; Anthoathecata; Hydractiniidae
Exons: 5
Coding region: 1-1362 (453 amino acids)
Source: RefSeq, a predicted model, not a curated record
AUGGAUGAUAACGCAUCUUUUCUCGAUAUAUUUAACUCUAACUUAACAUUGAACAUGACUGAUCUAGACUUGAAUUAUUGUAAAAAUCUAAAAAUUGAAACUACUAAUGUUUCUCCGAUUGAAGCAAAAACUUAUCUUGCAAAAUGUAAAAACAAAUUUUCAUUGCUUAACAUUAAAACAAGAGAAACGAACUGGGAGCUGGUAAGUGAAACUGAAAAUAUAAAUGGCGCGUACGAUGUUUUUUUGCGCAUGUUUAUUAAUCUUUAUGAGAAAUCAUUUCCUAGAAAAAAACGAGCAAAAAAGAAUUAUUAUGCAGGUCAAAUAGCGAAAUCAAUAGGGAAUACUAAGAAAACCUGGAGCGUUAUUAAAAAAAUAAUUGACAAAACCAAAGACAAUAUUGAGAAAUUCCCAAAACAACUUAUAAUUGAAAAUGGACUUACACUCCAAAAAGAUAAAAUUGCUAACAAAUUCAACGAGUUUUUUAUCAAUGUUGGACCAAAACUAGCUGCUAAAAUUCCAUCUACCACAAAAACACACAGCUCUUACUUAGAUACUUGCGAUACUAAUGAACAGUUUCCAGACCAAUUAAAAAAUGCUAGAGUGGCACCAAAAUUUAAAUCAGGAGAAAACUCCGAUGUUACUAAUUAUAGACCUAUUUCCGUAUUGCCAUGUUUCUCGAAAGUUCUUCAAAGAAUAAUGUAUAACCGUCUCGACGACCAUCUAGUACAAAAUAAUAUUUUAUAUGACAAACAAUUUGGUUUCCAAAAGCACCAUUCGACGGACAAUGCAGUCAUAGAAUUGGUAAGUGAAUUAUCGGAAUCCUUUAAUAAAAGGUUGUUUACACUAGGGAUAUUCAUUGAUCUCUCAAAGGCUUUUGAUACUGUCAAUCAUAUUCUUUUAUCCAAACUAAAAUCUUACGGUGUGCAAAGCAACAAUUUGAAAUGGUUUACAAAUUACUUGACUAACCGAAAACAAUGCAUAGCAUACGACGAUAAAUUGACGCUCUUUCAACUAAUAAAGUGUGGUGCACAAGGAUCCAUUCUUGGACCCUUACUGUUUUUAAUCUACAUAAACGACCUACACAAUUCCUCUAAAAUGUUGAGAUUCAUUCUAUUUGCUGACGAUGCUAAUCUUUUUUACUCCCAUACUAACAUUGUCGAUUUAUUUAAAACAGCUAACCAAGAACUUGCGCAUAUAAACGAAUGGUUUAAAGCAAAUAAACUCUCACUCAAUAUAAGUAAAACUAAAUAUGUGUUAUUCUAUAACCGCUACAAAACUGAUAAUAUUCCACUCAAACUACCAUCUCUUAAAAUUAAUAACGUAAACAUAAAGAACAAUAGUCUAGAGAAAAGUUCAGACUAA